AGCACAGAAGUCCUGCUCCAAUGUCUUCUCCAUGUUUGAGCAGAGCCAGAUACAGGAGUUCAAGGAGGCAUUUGGCUGCAUUGACCAAGACAGAGAUGGUGUUAUCAAAAAACAGGACCUGAGGGAGACCUACGGACAGCUGGGGAAGCUUAACGUCAAAGACGAGGAGUUGGAUGAGAUGCUGAACGAGGGGAAGGGUCCCAUCAACUUCACCGUGUUUCUGACUCUUUUUGGGGAGAAACUCAAUGGUACCGACCCUGAAGACACCAUACUGGCGGCCUUCAAACUCUUUGACCCCAACGGGACAGGCUUCGUUAAUAAGGACGAGUUUAAACGACUACUGAUGAACCAGGCUGAUAAAUUCACAGCAGAGGAGGUGGAUCAGGCCUUCGCUCUGGCUCCCAUCGAUCCCACCGGCAACAUCGACUACAAGUCGCUCUGCUACAUCAUCACACACGGAGACGAGAAGGAAGAAUCCUAACGAGGACGGUCAGGUCACACAGGACAUCCAAACACUCUCACGACUGUUUCAUCUCGGCUGCUUGUAAUCAAAAACAUUAAUGAUUGCUGGAAAAAUGCUGGAAUAUCAAACAUUCAAACUCAAACUGUGGUAAGUGUCGUUGGUAUAAAACCGGCCUGCUUGUUUGUGAGCUGCUGAGAAUAAAGUGUUGGGCUCUU
Molecule: messenger RNA, 678 nt
Organism: Stegastes partitus (bicolor damselfish)
Lineage: Eukaryota; Metazoa; Chordata; Actinopteri; Pomacentridae
Gene: myl7
Product: myosin, light chain 7, regulatory
Exons: 6
Coding region: 32-481 (149 amino acids)
Molecular function (GO): calcium ion binding
Source: RefSeq, a predicted model, not a curated record